CUCUCUCCCUCUCUAUAAUUUUACACGCGAAGCAUGUCGGAGAACGAAGAAGCUUCGUCUCUCAUCGUCGACCCUCACAGAGUAAUCUCGGCGAUGAUCCGGUUCCUAAACCCUAGAUCUUAUCUCCAUAAAUCCCCAAAAUCGGAUUAACUUUUGAGGGAGAUCGAAGGGAUCAGUGAAGCUUAGGGUAAUGGAUGCGUCUUCAACUCGCCAUCGUCGAUUUCGUGCGCUCUUCAAUGGUUUAUGCGCCGUGGUAUUGCUCUUCUUCUUCUACAGCAAGCCGUAUAUUCAUGGGAACCCUUUUUUACAUCAAAAUCCCCAUAAUUCGAGUUCGAAAUCUGAUUCUUUCCCUCGUCGGCGCAUCGCCGAGCUCAAUUACACCAGUUCUACAAAUGGGUCGGCGCAAAUUGAUCGGUCGGAUGGAAAUUUCUUAGCCCUGGAGAAUCCCUCUGUAGCGUGUGCCGGAAUCGGCCGCCACGAGGGCUUUUCCACUCGGUGCGAGUUCCUGAGAGCUCAUCCUCAGUGUAGUUCCGGCGGAUUCUUCGAUUACCUCACUUUUUUCUACUGCAGCUGUUCGAAAUUUCCGAUUUUGGGUUACGCCGUACUUGGUCUUUGGCUAGCAGCCUUGUUCUAUAUGUUGGGGAACACGGCGGCCGAUUACUUCUGCUGUAGUUUAGAAAAGCUAUCCACUUUACUUAAGCUGCCGCCCACUGUUGCCGGAGUCACCCUUCUUCCGCUCGGAAAUGGUGCUCCCGACGUUUUCUCUAGCAUCGCGGCUUUCGUCGGGACUGGGGCGGGUGAGGUUGGACUUAAUAGUGUAUUGGGUGGAGCAGUAUUUGUUACUUGUAUAGUUGUCGGGACAGUGUCUCUCUUUGUUGCUGAGAAGAAUGUUCAAAUUGAUCGGAAAUGCUUCAUUAGAGAUAUUAGCUUCUUCUUGCUUACUUUGGUCUCCUUGUCCGUUAUCUUGAUUGUCGGGAAGGUGACUGUGUGGGGAGCAGUUAUGUUCGUCUCUAUUUAUGUAGUUUAUGCCUUCACUGUGGCCGCCAAUGAGAUCCUAAGAAAGCAGGCUAGGAGGUUGAAAUUGGGUGUGGUGACUCCAUUAUUGCCCGUUAGAGGAAGCAUUUUCUCUCAUGGAAUAGAAGAAGAUGAAUCCAUUUACAGCUCUUUUCUUGAAGAGGAUACCGAUGGCGAGGUGCCUCAGUUGAAUUCCUUGCCUCAAUGGAUGUGGGCUUCGAAUGUCGCUAUAUAUUCAAAUCAGGGGAAUAGAGGAAGUUUGUCUCCGAACUCUAGGCCUUUAUGGGGUUGGAGCGAGGAAGCAGACGACGAUGUCUCAUCAUUAUCCUGUUCCAAACUCUUUGUGUUCAUGGAGAUUCCGUUAACUAUCCCGAGGAGGCUAACUAUUCCACUCGUCGAAGAAGAGAGGUGGUCAAAAGGAUAUGCUGUCGCUAGUUGUUGCUUGGCACCUAUUCUUUUGGCAUUUCUGUGGAAUAGCCAAGAAAGUGAAGGCUCUAAGGUUAGUGUAGCUGCCUAUAUAGUAAGUGUCAUCAUUGGAAUCGCACUUGCUACUCUUGCUUUCAUGUACACUAGUUCAGAUCGUCCACCACGGAGGUUUUUAUUCCCAUGGGUUUUAGGAGGGUUUGUGAUGAGUAUCAUUUGGUUCUACAUUGUGGCUAACGAGUUAGUCGCUCUUCUGGUGGCAUUUGGUGUAAUUUUGGGGAUCAACCCAUCAAUUCUUGGAUUGACCGUCUUGGCUUGGGGAAAUUCUAUGGGCGAUUUAAUGUCGAAUGUUGCUUUGGCGAUUAAUGGUGGAGAUGGAGUGCAGAUUGCCAUGUCGGGAUGCUAUGCAGGGCCCAUGUUUAACACGCUCGCCGGUUUGGGAAUAUCGAUGUUGCUUGGAGCAUGGUCUCAAUCGCCAGUUUCUUAUGUGCUCCCGCAAGACACGUCUCUUGUUUAUACCAUUGGUUUCCUCUUAUCUGGACUUAUCUGGGCUCUCAUUGUAUUACCGCGAAGUGAUAUGCGCCCUAACAGGAUGCUCGGUAUUGGCCUAAUAACUCUUUAUUCGGUUUUCCUCUCAAUUAGGGUCGGCAAUGCUAUUGGGAUAUUGCCAUUAGCUGGCUUGCAAUGAAUACACCUAUCUUUCUCAAGUAAUUCAUUUGAAAAAGGAUGGUUAGUGAUUUGUAGAGCCUUGUAUACAAUGAUUCCAUUACACUCAAGUAGAGCAAUAAUAUUUGGAGUUAAUUUUUUAUAUUA
Molecule: messenger RNA, 2250 nt
Organism: Ananas comosus (pineapple)
Lineage: Eukaryota; Viridiplantae; Streptophyta; Magnoliopsida; Poales; Bromeliaceae
Product: cation/calcium exchanger 4-like
Exons: 2
Coding region: 191-2125 (644 amino acids)
Biological process (GO): monoatomic cation transport; transmembrane transport
Cellular component (GO): membrane
Molecular function (GO): monoatomic cation transmembrane transporter activity
Source: RefSeq, a predicted model, not a curated record